Dreissena polymorpha is the source of this 640-nucleotide messenger RNA. RefSeq names its product phospholipase A and acyltransferase 1-like. The transcript has 3 exons. The coding region runs from base 43 to 438 and encodes 131 amino acids. Gene Ontology annotation, biological process: N-acylphosphatidylethanolamine metabolic process. NCBI's taxonomy places the organism in Eukaryota, Metazoa, Mollusca, Bivalvia, Myida, Dreissenidae. Gene Ontology annotation, cellular component: cytoplasm. Gene Ontology annotation, molecular function: glycerophospholipid phospholipase A1 activity; A2-type glycerophospholipase activity. The record is from RefSeq and is a predicted model, not a curated record.
AUUUUAUUAAUUGAUGUUUUAGGAGACGGACUCGUCAUUCAUAUGGACGAAAGCGAAGACGAAAGCUUUCUAGAGAAACUCUUGCAACCCGCUUUUCGGUUGGUCCGCGCCGUCAAAAGAAUGAACGAAGCAUUCGUUCAUGAGGACUCUUUCCUGAGAGUAGCUGCCAAUUCAAAAGCGAAGAAAAACAACUCAAAAGAUUCUGAUUGCAAACCUUUACUAGCAAAAGAAAUCGUAAAAAGGGCCAAAGAAAGCAUUUGCCAGGCUGGCUACAACCUUCUUCUUAACAACUGUGAGCACUUCGCAACGUACUGUAGAUAUGGAAAGGCAGAAAGCGAACAGGCGCGACCUUUCGAAGGAGUCGCUGCUGUUGUUACCAGCAAAUAUUUGUGGAGGCAUCCAUUGCUGUACAUGUGGGACUUGGCAACCGGAAAUUAAAACUAUUGACUGCAGUUGAUACGUUUUAACAAUGAUACAAAGGAAGCAGAAAUAGGAAUGCGAAUGAAAAUUUGAUUUAAAUAAAAUGAAAUUGUAUCUGUUUAUAAGUAUACCAAGUUUAUUACUAAAUAAGUAGCUUUGCGUUAAUCCAGGCAGACGGACAGCCGGACGAACGUACUUAAUAAAUAAAGACUUCCUCUAA